Molecule: messenger RNA, 1672 nt
Organism: Mya arenaria
Lineage: Eukaryota; Metazoa; Mollusca; Bivalvia; Myida; Myidae
Exons: 4
Coding region: 521-871 (116 amino acids)
Source: RefSeq, a predicted model, not a curated record
UGGGGACGUUAUUUGUGACAUUUUCGAGUGCUAUCAUGCAAACUGUAAAAAAAAAGUAAAUAUUGCUUCAUAAUUACGGCAAUUAGAAACAAACAAUACAACAAUAAAGUAUGUAUAUAAAUACGCAAAUAGUUUGAUUAAAUCAGUUUGUUUUCUUGUAUUUCUGUCCCGAUAAACAAGUGCAUUAGGACGUUACUAUGUCGGUCCAUUUUUUUGCAUGAAAACAUUGGAAUCUCGAUACGUCCAUGCAUAUAAUGUUGUGUGAUGUGAGCGGUCUUUUACAAGAAGAAACACUGGUUUCGCGAUAUUUAUGCGUUGCACCUGAAUCUGAUGAUCAGAAACGCCACUAUAAACUUUUAUUCACAAAGUUUAAUGUGUCGGUCCAACCUAUAACGUCCGGUUAUUUAUCAUUAAAUACAAAACUACGUAAUUUUAUAAACAUGUUAUACUUCGGAACCGCAGUGUUGUGUACUACGUCAUCAAUUGUGGGCCCCGGUGUACACAACGAAAAUUAGCAUGGAUGCAAAUGAGGUUGAAUUUCAACUUGGGUGGAUUCGUGGAAGUUGCCUUGCCAUGCAGUAAAAACAGAAAACUGUUUGUAGCAGAGGAAGCGGUAGGUCCCGUGUUCGAUCCGGCAGGAGGGCGGGCUCUAUUAGUUUCCGAACACCGCUUCAUUGGACAGGAUGUUAUUGAUGUCCAGGAGGAUGAAGUGUUGUUUCGUUACAUGGAAGCUGCCAGAGGUGGAUUUAAAUGGCCAACAGUUGAAGAUGUCAGCUGGGAGCAUCAUUCAUCAGUUACUCGCCACCUUGAUAACCCUGUUCUUGACAUCCAGAAGAGUUCAAACCAUGUUCAGAUUUUUAAGUUAAAUUAGACUUUGACUUUAUCACAGGGGAGAACCCUGUUCUUGACAUCCAGAAGAGUUCAAACCGUGUUCAGAUUUUUAAGUUAAAUUAGACUUUGACUUUAUCACAGGGGAGUACCCUGUUAUUGACAUCCAGAAGAGUUCAAACCGUGUUCAGAUUUUUAAGUUAAAUUAGACUUUGACUUUAUCACAUGUAUGGGAGAACCCUGUUCUUGACAUCCAGAAGAGUUCAAACCGUGUUCAGAUUUUUAAGUUAAAUUAGACUUUGACUUUAUCACAGGGGAGAACCAAUCAUUUGUUGUGGUAUUUUUUCUAUUAUAAUUUAGGCGAUUUCAGUUAAACAAAUAAAGUUAUGGGAAUACUUCAGUAUCGUUUAUAACGUUGGGGCCAGGUCCGUGUGCAGGGUCCAUCCUAGAGGGUAAUAGUCGAUUUGCCAGAUAUAGAUCACUGUGCAACUUGUCCGGGGUGAGCAAUGAUGUGUAACAAUGAAAAUGAUGUCAUCACAGAUAAAGUUGCACAAUAAUCUCUAUCUGGCAAAUCGACUAUUAGGGAGAAAUACUUGUUAGCCUAGAGCUAUAGAUUACCAAACUUCUCCAAUGCCGAACUCAAGAAGUGUUUUUAUAUAUAUAACGUUGCGGCACACCAAUUCGCCCACCAAAAGAAUAUAUUUAAACGGUGAGGGAAAAAUAAUAAAGUUAUGAAGCUUUUAUUUUGUGUCCACCCAAGAGAACAUGUGACCUUGAUAAUUGUCAUAACAUGUUUCCAACCGGGUUCAUAUAAAGGUCAGUAGUACCGUCGUCAGGUGUCUCU